UCUGCGUGUGCACUCACGGGUCCUAAUUAUCUUGGCUAAAUGUCUGUGUUUUCUUUUUUCCAGGAGGGAAACUUCGCUAGAUUUGUGCUUUGAGUUUGACGCGAAUUCCCAAUUAACCGGCUCUUGAUAGAGUACAGUACUCAUCUUCACUGACGAGGUUUUCAAUCAUUAAGUGGGCCACAAGUCAUGUCUGGUAUAGCGUUAAGUCGUCUCGCACAAGAACGAAAGGCUUGGCGGAAAGACCAUCCUUUUGGUUUUGUAGCCGUACCGACAAAAAACCCUGAUGGAACGAUGAAUUUGAUGAAUUGGGAGUGUGCCAUCCCAGGGAAAAAAGGAACACCGUGGGAGGGAGGCUUGUUCAAACUUCGGAUGCUGUUUAAGGAUGACUAUCCUUCCUCUCCACCAAAGUGUAAAUUUGAGCCUCCUUUAUUCCAUCCGAAUGUAUAUCCGUCUGGUACCGUAUGCUUGUCUAUUUUAGAGGAAGACAAAGACUGGAGGCCUGCCAUUACAAUCAAGCAGAUCUUGCUAGGAAUCCAAGAACUCCUUAAUGAACCAAAUAUUCAGGAUCCCGCACAGGCUGAGGCAUACACAAUUUACUGCCAAAACAGAGUGGAGUAUGAAAAAAGGGUCAGAGCACAAGCCAAAAAGUUCUCGCCGUAAAUCUCAAGAUUUCUCACUUAAUGGAAAUGGGUUUUGACCAGGUCUCCUCACCCCUGUUCCAGCCCCCAUCCCCCCCCAUCCCAUACUUAUUUACUG
Rhinichthys klamathensis goyatoka is the source of this 756-nucleotide messenger RNA. It is a transcript of the gene ube2ia, whose product is annotated as ubiquitin-conjugating enzyme E2Ia. NCBI's taxonomy places the organism in Eukaryota, Metazoa, Chordata, Actinopteri, Cypriniformes, Leuciscidae. Gene Ontology annotation, molecular function: SUMO conjugating enzyme activity. The coding region runs from base 187 to 660 and encodes 157 amino acids. Gene Ontology annotation, cellular component: nucleus. The record is from RefSeq and is a predicted model, not a curated record. The transcript is spliced from 7 exons. Gene Ontology annotation, biological process: protein sumoylation.